AUCUUUGCUCGGGUCCCCCUAGGCUCAUUUUCUUUAAUCAUAAUUCGGUUUGUGGAAGAGAAAUACAGGGAUACAUGACAGAAGAAGAGAGGAGAGGAGAGCGGAGGAGCACCCAUCACUCCAACCCCCACCUCCUGUGACCCACAGCCAAAGAGAAAAGGGUUUCACACAAACACAACACGGAUAGGAAGCAGUACACACAAGCUGCAAGUCAUUAGUUCUUGGUGGCCAAUCAUUGACAAAAGACUGGAGGUAGGAGAUUGGAUGAGAGGAGUAACCGAGGGGGACUUAACUCGAUUAGUUUAUUCUUUUUGGUAGCAUGGGGGACACUGUUACGCAAAAACGGAACGGGAAACGCGGAUAGGGAACAUCGUCUGUUGGAAGUCUGAAUCCUGCACUGUCUUUGACUGCAGCUGUGUCAACGGCUGUUCCGUUGAAGCAUCACUCUGCAAAAGUGUUGUCUGCUGUUCAUGUAUAACUGAUUUAGCGUACGUUGGCUUCGAUGUGGGUCAAAAUGUCGCUGAUAGGAUUACAGCAGAGCAGGCAAAAUCCUGUUGCCUCAUUUUCGCUGGACCAAAGGAAGCUCUAAGAGACGGCUUUAUUUUUCUGCGGGAGGCGCCGCCGUACUUGAAUGCAGCACGGACAACACACUUAAUCGAAGUGUUCGCUGUCAGGUUUCCUGGCCGAAGGCGUCUGGUCGGAGAACGUCUCAGAGGAAGAACGAAGAGGACAAAAAAUAGAACAGGACAAAAGAGAGGAAGGGAGACACUUAAAAUAAUCCCCAAACUAAAAGUUUGUAAAGUGGAGACUGUUUCCAGGUCAUAGUGAAGUGGGAGGAGACUGGGUUGGUCUUGUGUUUUUUGCCACGGCCAGUUUUCCUCCUCAUUGACAUCUGCGAGUUCAGUCCAAGGAUUGUGGUUGUAAUUUUUUUUUUUUUUAGUAUAAAUUGAGACUUUAUUAACCACGGAGGACAUUAAAGGGUGAACAACAUCGCGUGUCCGCUUCCCCUACACACGGGACUUUUCAUAUUUAUGUUACUUUGACAGCAACCACAGAGCUUGGCUGCCUGUCCCAUUUUCCUCUGCGGUGGUUCGCUAACCAAGCGAUGGCCAUGGUGAGUGGGGGCUGGGGAGAUCCCAAUGGGGGCACCAACGGGCUGGGGGACAAGGGCUACCUGAAGGGGGAGGAGGAGGACGGCUCUCCCCAGGCUGGAGGCAGCGACAUGGAGGCCGGGGACGAAGAUAAGGCGUGCGUGGUGGACUGCGUGGUGUGCGGGGACAAGUCCAGCGGGAAACACUACGGCGUGUUCACCUGCGAGGGCUGCAAGAGCUUCUUCAAGAGGAGUGUCCGACGCAACCUGAGCUACACUUGCAGGUCCAACAGAGAAUGCCAGAUUGACCAGCACCACAGAAACCAAUGUCAAUACUGUCGUCUGAAGAAGUGUUUCCGCGUUGGUAUGCGUAAAGAAGUCCAACGCGGUCGCAUCCCCCCUCAGCCAAGCCUCAGCCCCUCCAUUACUCCAAUUGGUGGCGCUGGUGGCCUCGGAGGGGAGUUUUACAACAAUGGAGGAAGUGGCGGUCAGCCUGUGUCUGAGCUCAUUUCUCAGCUUCUGCGAGCAGAGCCAUAUCCUAGUGGCCGGUACGGGCACCAGUACAACCAACAGUCUGGUCCAGAUAAUGCCAUGGGCAUAGAUAACAUCUGUGAACUGGCUGCACGCCUGCUCUUCAGCAUUGUGGAAUGGGCCAGAACCAUCCCAUAUUUCCCUGAGCUGCCUGUUUCAGACCAGGUGGCAUUGCUGAGGCUGAGCUGGAGCGAGCUGUUCAUCCUCAAUGCAGCCCAGUCUGCCCUUCCUCUUCACAUGGCACCGUUGUUGGCUGCAGCUGGCUUCCACUCCUCCCCCAUGUCUGCAGAGCGUGUGGUUUCCUUCAUGGACCAAGUCAGGGUUUUCCAGGACCAGGUGGACAAACUGACCAGGCUGCAGGUGGACUCGGCUGAGUACAGCUGUCUCAAGGCGAUUGCGCUCUUCUCACCAGAUGCCUGUGGUCUCACAGAUCCAGUCCACGUGGAGUCUUUGCAGGAGAAGGCUCAGGUGGCGCUGACUGAGUACGAGAGGAUGCAGUACCCCACUCAACCACAGCGCUUUGGCCGCUUGCUCUUGCGCCUCCCUGCCCUGCGUGCAGUCCCCGCCAACCUCAUCUCUCAGCUCUUUUUCAUGCGGCUGGUAGGAAAGACACCCAUUGAGACGCUGAUCCGUGACAUGCAGCUCUCCGGAAGCUCCAUCAGCUGGCCGUAUGUCCCGGGACAGUAGCAUACCAUGUCCAAAUGGACUAGGUUUCCAUGUGGGAUUAGUGACGACAGGGACUCACAGGAAACCUCCUGACUCACCACGGUCCAUCUGUGUUGUUACCAAACUGCAGUAGCGAUUGGCUGUCGUAUGUUCUCUGCUGUAAGCGCUCUACUCUGUCUCCUGAUAAGAAAAAGAAGCAUGGUGUUGGGUGGACUGUCGUGUUGCCAGCAACAUUGUUCUGAUGCCAGGUCUUAAGGUUGGAGAACAGUACUUCAUACUGGGCUCUGAUACGGGCACCACAGGCAGAUGUCACAGCUUACAUGCUGUAGUGACUAGAGAUGGCACAGCUUCUGCUACAAAUACAUCCAGAUUAGAAAGCUGUCCUGUCACUCAAAACCUGGGAGAGUUCUUUUUUUCCUCCCUGGACACAAUUCUCCAUGACUCAGCAUUUGUGACACUAUAUCACACAACCAACAACAUUUUGACCAUGCCUAUAAGAACGAGCUGUGCAGCGUGAACUGAAUAUAACGACAGUGAGGGCCUCUUUGUAGGAAAAGACAAUUUUGACUUUUACUGCUCUUACCUCAACAGUGGAGGACGACGCCAAUGAACUGCUCUAAAGGAAAAAAGAAAGAAAAAAACAAGAAAAUCUCACCAAAGUCUGUCACUUCAUCUUCUGAUGACUUCUUUAAAACACAGUUAGUACCUGACGUAGAAGAAAGGAGUCGAGUCAACAACACUUAUAGUUUCACUAACAGUUCACUGACACUCGACUCUAAGAUUUCUAAGAAGUGAAAAAGCCAGGGUGACGUAUACCUCACGACAUCAGAAUGCUUUAAUCUGAUAAUUCCUAAACGCAAACCUCUGUACAUGUCCUUCACCAGAAACCGCCUUUUUCAACUGCCUUUGUGCUCGCUAUAAAUUUCAUAAAAUCUAAAUGAAUGGUCAACUGUGUCUUGUGAGUGUUGAAAACAUUCAUCUGGUUUGGGUUUUUUUGGGGGGGGUAUCAGUUUUUGUUUAAUUUUGAUUGACGGACUAUGGGGAAGAUUAAGAUAAAGGAAAAAAAGUUGUUUGAGUCGGCGUUUUUGUAAAAUGUCAUCUUUACAGUAAUGAGCAAAUUUGGUCAGUGAUUAGUUUUUUUUGACAGCAGCCUCUGCUCAAACAUCCUCUGAAAAAUGCAUUGUGUGUAUAUAUAUAAAUAUAUAAAUAUUAAACAGUCAACCGUUUGUCCUUUGCAUGUGAAAAUGUUGCUAAGUUUCCUUCUUUCACAUUAAGUAAUGGUUCUUUUUAAAGUGAUUCCUCUCUGUUAUUUCCUAAACCUUUUUUUCUAUCUGUAUUUCUAUGGAAAAAAUACCUCUGUCAUCUGUUUAAGAUGUGCAAACACAAGCUGAUCUUCGUGCUUUUGCUGCAGCUGUGACGUAGAGAUGUCUCUACUCUAGUAAGUGAUUUUACACCACAUUUUAGUAAAUGAAAAUGCACUUGGAUGAAAUUCAACCACACCAAAAUUAGUUCGUGUUCGUGAUCAAAGACUCAGAGGCUCCUGGUUUCCCUACCUCCAGGGAUUCACCUCAAAUGGCAAGUCCACAAAAUUCACAGAUCAAGUUGGUUUCCACAAAAAUCAACUCUAAACACAAAUGCAUUUCAACAUUUACAUUUGAAAAAAUCUGCUUUGUCUGCCGCCGGCCUAUUGGGAAUUUCUUCUCUAUGACAAACGCUCACCAAAUAUGGAGAAGAGGAAAAAAAUAUAUACUCUUGUUGUUUUCUUUGUGUUACUGAUUUCAUGUUUAUGGAAAUGUAUGAGAAAAAAGUUCUAAAGUCA
Molecule: messenger RNA, 4106 nt
Organism: Cynoglossus semilaevis (tongue sole)
Lineage: Eukaryota; Metazoa; Chordata; Actinopteri; Pleuronectiformes; Cynoglossidae
Gene: nr2f6a
Product: nuclear receptor subfamily 2, group F, member 6a
Exons: 6
Coding region: 1106-2308 (400 amino acids)
Biological process (GO): regulation of DNA-templated transcription
Molecular function (GO): DNA-binding transcription factor activity; zinc ion binding; sequence-specific DNA binding
Source: RefSeq, a predicted model, not a curated record